Lottia gigantea (owl limpet) is the source of this 1634-nucleotide messenger RNA. RefSeq lists its product as hypothetical. The coding region runs from base 23 to 970 and encodes 315 amino acids. The record is from RefSeq and is a predicted model, not a curated record. Gene Ontology annotation, cellular component: nucleolus. Lineage: Eukaryota; Metazoa; Mollusca; Gastropoda; Lottiidae. Gene Ontology annotation, molecular function: RNA binding. The transcript has 6 exons.
GGCAAAUUCAGAAAACGGAAAAAUGAAUUGCAAACAAAAGGAAAAGAAAAUGAUAUCUAUAAGUGGCAUCGAGAUGAUAGAUUUCUCCAUUCCAACAUGUAACAGAAAGAAUCUUUUUAUGACAAAUAUAGUCAGUGGCAUGGACGCCAUUGAUGUUGAGGAUCAACUCCACUGUAAAUUCUCUCAGUUUGGUUUGUUAUAUGAGGUGCAGGUGUUCAAGUCCAAGAAUCAGGCACAGAAAGAGAAUGCUGUUUUAAGCUACUCAGAAAAUGCUACUGCUUAUUAUGCCUUUAUUAAAUUCUACUCGUCUAUAGCAGCCACUAGAGCUCAAAAAAACUUGACUGGAAAAUGUUUCAUUGGAGAAAAAUGCUGCAAGAUCACAUAUGCCAAGCGCACGAAAGUUCCUGAAGAGCCAUUAUGUUUAACUGUAAGCCAGUGUGUAGAGUUAGCUAACUAUUAUCUCGGCUUUAAUGGCUGGUCUAAUGAAAUACAGUUGUUAAAAAGAUACACUAGUGAUGUGGAGAGCAAUACAGAACAAGACAAACAAAAUGUGAUAGAGAAUGGUACAUCUGUAGAUAGGGAAGUUGAAACUGUAAAGUUUGUUUGUAUCACCAAGCUCUAUAUCACUGGUCAUUUCCUGUCUAGCCAGGGAUCUGGAGUGUGGGAAGAAAAAUACUCCAGGAAUGGAGAUGGAAAAGGAACAGCGUAUGGUAAGGCCAGAAAAAUAGCCAAACAACGAGCCUUACAGAAUGCCUUGUCUAAAUUACUAUUAAUAGUACUGCCUGAUGGUAAAGUCACAGUGGAGGUUAACCCUUUAAUACCAGACAAUAUCCCUUCGGCUCAUGAUGACCGCGAUCUCCCAUUUUUAAAGGUGAAUGAAAUUCAUACAGAAGUGGAUCUUUCUGACAGUGACCAUAUUCAAGAUGUUUUACACAAUUUACAAGAUCUAGAGGAGAGCAUGAUUGGCUGAACAUGUCAUUACAUUGACCAAUCAGAGUCUCUGUAACAUUGACCGUUCAUUGUAUCAUUGUAUCAUUGACCAAUGAGGGGCUUUGAAUCAUUGACACAGUUCUAUGAAGCAAGCCAACUUCAUUUCAUUAUUUCAUCAGCCAGUCACAGUCUUUGUAACAUUCAUCCAUCACCCAAUCACAGUCCCUGUCAUGUCAGACACAUACACGAAUCAAUAUUCCAGCCAAUCACAUUCUUUGUUAUAUAUUAUAUAAGAUAUUUCCAUGGAUAAUUCUUUUGAAUUAUACUUCCUUACUCUAGCUUUGUAAAUAUUGUAUAAAAGUUUGUAUAUAUGAUCAGUAAAGUUUAUAUAUUUUGUAUUGACUGGACAAAUCUGGCUCUACCUGUCCUUGGACGUGUCGAUAUUCCAUCUGUAUAUCACUCUGAGCAACGGAAAGGCCCAGAUUUGUCUGGCUAAUUUUGUACAAAAUGCAAGGUGGUAAAGUUUUUAUACAGUGAUAAAGUAUAGUAUGUUAAUGUUGUAUAUUUUGUAUAUGACUAAAGUUUGUAUACUUUGAUAUUUGUGUAUAUUUUGAUAAAGUUUGUAUAUUGUUCACAAUGUUUGUAUAUACAUGUGUAUAUUGUAUUGGUCCAAUCAUUCCUUAUUAUUUAAUUUGGAUUAUUUU